ACUAAUUUAACAAAUAUUAAUAUAAAAAAAUUAACCAUUUUUGUCAUGUUUACGCAUAUACAAAUAGAUAAAAUAGAUUAAGUGAUUCAUGUUCAUUUGGUUUCAUAUUAUGCGUUUGAUUAUAUAUAAAAAUUUAAAACCAAAAAAUCCUUCAGUGGGCAUAUGAUAACAACAGUAUUAUUACUCAACAGCUGACUUUAACUUUGAAGUAAAAUAGAACCUCUGAAUAAACAGAAUAGAAAACAGCCUUAUUUAGAAGUAACAAGGUAAAAUUUCGCAAAAUUGAGUAUUGUAAGAACUGAAUGUUUUUGUCAGACCAUAAAAGAAUUAAUGUUGUACUAAACAGUGGUGUGUUUGGGUGAUAAAAUAAGCCUUUAAUAUAAAAAUCGUGAUACUGUGGGGUAUGUAACAAAUAUAAUACAGGUUUACAUUCAAAAAAUUAAUAAUUUACCAUAAUUACUUUAAAACUAUUAAAAAGAUUAACAAAAGGAUUUGCUUAGCUUGAAAGGGAACAUUAUAUAUGUAAUAAAUAUGGUUUCACUAUUAAUCUCAUCAAUAUUUACCAAUCAAGGCAGUGUAAUAACUAGAAACAGUUUUGUCUAGAAUUUUAAUAUUAGAGUAUAGCUAUUACUUUUGCUGGAAUGUCACGUUCACAAGACAUUCUUGGCGUAAUUCGUGGUUUACAAGCAGUGUCAAAAGCUGGAAUUAAAUUACAAGAAGACAAUUUAAAAUUGAUAUUGAAAAAUUCAACUGUAAAAAAUUCAGUGGAAGAAUUAGCUAAUGCUGUUAAACAAGGUCCACAAAAUGUACUUCAAAAUGUAGCUGAUUUAAACAAAGUUGCUAAAGAAGGCACUGAAAGAGUUGUCACCGUUAUUCAAAGUGCUAAACAGUAUUUUGAUUUAUAUUCACCAACUUAUGGGAAAGUUCAAGACCAUCUUACUGGUAGUAACAGAUUUAAAGUCAAAAAUGAUAAUAUCGAUUUGCAAGUAAAAACAGUGGAGCAUUUUCGAAAAGAAUUACGUUCAGAUCCGUCUCCUAGUAGUACAGUAGAAUAUAAAAUUGUUUUGACUCCUAGUGAUAAAAAACUUCUUCAAAAGUUAGAUAGAGAGCAUAGGAAAAAGUUACAAGAACAAGCAAAAUUAAAAGAAAAGAAGUUGAGUAAUUGGAAAAUGCCGAAAGAUCAUGAAGAAGCAGCUAAAGAAAGGUCUGAAGAUAAUGGAUCAUCAUCAAAGGUCAAAGCCAAGCCAAAUCCAAAAUCUAAACAAGCCCUUAGCUCAUCUGCAAAACAAAGAACUGUCCCUUCAUCAAGAAUAGGAAGGAUGUUAUCUUUCGGUUCUUUAGCUGCUGGAUUAGGUCUUGGGACUGCUGCUGAAUUCACGAAAAGAACAUUGGGAAUGAGUGAAAACAACGAUCCGGCAACAUUAUUUUUAACUGAAUCAAAUAUGAACAGAAUAGUAGACACACUUUGUAAAGUUAGAGGUGCUGCUUUAAAAAUUGGACAAAUGUUGAGUAUACAGGAUGAAAGUGUGAUAUCACCUCAGUUAGCUAAAGCAUUGGAAAGGGUGAGACAGUCAGCUGAUUUUAUGCCCAAUAGACAAGUCGAGCAAGUUUUGAGGUCCGAAUUAGGUGACAACUGGCAACACAAAUUGUCCGAAUUUGAAGAGAAACCCUUCGCUGCUGCUUCCAUUGGACAAGUGCAUUGGGCGAGAAGUUUAGAUGGACGCGAAGUUGCAAUGAAAAUUCAAUAUCCGGGAGUGGCAAAGAGCAUAGAGAGUGAUAUCGAUAAUUUGGUUGGCAUUAUGAAGGUAUGGAAUAUUUUUCCUAAGGGUAUGUUUAUUGACAAUAUCGUUACUGUGGCCAAACGAGAACUGGCUUGGGAAGUUGAUUACAUUCGAGAGGCAGAAUGCACCAAAAAGUUCAAAGAAUUACUGAAGCGUUAUCCUGAUUUUUAUGUCCCCGAUAUUAUUGAUGAGCUGUGUGGAAAUAAAUUAGAAAAAUCAGUAAUCGUUUUUCUACAGAUUUGA
Molecule: messenger RNA, 2024 nt
Organism: Agrilus planipennis (emerald ash borer)
Lineage: Eukaryota; Metazoa; Arthropoda; Insecta; Coleoptera; Buprestidae
Gene: Coq8
Product: atypical kinase COQ8A, mitochondrial
Exons: 7
Coding region: 642-2024 (460 amino acids)
Biological process (GO): ubiquinone biosynthetic process
Cellular component (GO): extrinsic component of mitochondrial inner membrane
Molecular function (GO): kinase activity
Source: RefSeq, a predicted model, not a curated record